AUGGUAGAUCUUGCACAUGAGGGUCACCAAGGGGAGGCCAAGACAAAGAAACUUCUCAGGUCAAAGGUGUGGUUCCCUAAGCUUGACAAGCUUUGUGAGGUGGUAGUUAAAGAGUGUAUUCUAUGCCAGGCAGCAACACCUCAGACAGUGCGUGCCCCCCUCAAAAUGACUGAUCUCCCGAAUGGUCCCUGGGAAAACUUAAGCAUUGAUUUCGGUCAUGUAGGUAAUGAUUAUGUUAUGGUAAUUAUUGACGACUAUUCACGGUACCCGGUUGUAGAGGUGGUCUCGUCCACCUCUGCUGCUGCUAUCAUCCCUAACCUAGAUAAAGUGUUCGGCAUGUUUGGUAUUCCUAAAGUGGUAAAGACGGAUAACGGUCCACCCUUUAACAGUGACAACUUUGCUAAAUUUGCAAAACAUCUCGGUUUUAAACACAGAAAGGUUACCCCACUCUGGCCCGAGGCUAACGGGGGGGUAGAGAGGUUCAUGCGUACUUUCCGGAAAGUCCUGCUCACCUCCAAUCAUUGGAAACAGGACAUGGUUGCAUUUCUCCGCAAUUACAGGGCAACCCCUCAUUCCACAACUGGCUAUGCUCCUGCAACUAUACUGCUGGGCAGGGACAUUAAUGUUAAAAUCCCUUCUUUUUCCAAGGGGUGGGGAAAUGAUGACCUGUUAAGGAAGAAUGACCAAAAGAACAAAAUUAACAUUAAGUUAAAUGCAGAGAAAAAUUAA
Molecule: messenger RNA, 729 nt
Organism: Anneissia japonica
Lineage: Eukaryota; Metazoa; Echinodermata; Crinoidea; Comatulida; Comatulidae
Exons: 1
Coding region: 1-729 (242 amino acids)
Biological process (GO): DNA integration
Molecular function (GO): nucleic acid binding
Source: RefSeq, a predicted model, not a curated record